Strongylus vulgaris is the source of this 636-nucleotide messenger RNA. Lineage: Eukaryota; Metazoa; Nematoda; Chromadorea; Rhabditida; Strongylidae. The record is from the annotation of a GenBank genome assembly.
GUAACCUGCGGAUCACGCGUUUGCAGUGGAAAUGGCCCUAACAAACGACUUGCGAAACGCGCAGCUGCCGAAGCGAUGUUAGCCGAAAUUGGAUAUGUGAAACCUCUACCUCCACCUGGUAAAAGCUUGCUCAAGAAGAAGACAGAUUCUCAGCUAAAUAUAGGAGUUUUUGAUCCCAAUGAUCUGGUAACACCAUUGGUGCCAAAUAAUUCGGGUGACUCAUCGGAUAAUCAUACGGAACAACAGGAAUCUCAUGGGAAUGAUGAACAAGCAAUACAUGAGGGAUUACUAGCUCUUUGCAUAGAUGAGCAUAAUACCCAUCAAGGAAACAAAUCUCCUGACGCAGAAGCGGAAUCGCCUGGCACUGUACCGCCAUCGCCAGGACGUCGUCGUGUGACUUUUAGCAAUCAAGUGAGGGCGUGUCCUCCACCAGAUGAUAGCAAGUAUCCGGAACCAGAACUAGCACCACUCAAAGCCGACGUAUUAGUGGAGGGACGUGUGAAACGUAUCAGAAGAAGCAAAGAGGCGAAAAGGUGCUUGUCUGAUGAUCAGAAAUGUGAAAUUCGUGAGAUUGCAAGAGCAACAAUCCAGGCUUUGCAGACUCCAGCGAUGAUUGCAUGUGGAGACGAUUGUUAA